AAAUAAUAUGAUUAAGUCUGCAGCCGAAGACAUCAGUCACUUGCUCAAUAGGAGGAACAAGAAAUCACUCUCUAUUGAGCCCCAAGUUGAUUAUCAAAGUAUUGAAGCGAGUAGGACUCCCAAUAUCUAUACAUCCCCUAUGAAUAAGAAAGCCACCAAAAGCUCACCUCUGAUGGUGAAAAGCUUGGCAAACACAUUUGGUGCAAGGAGCUUGUCACAGUCAAAAAUGAAACGGAGUGAGACUAGUUCGAUGCUUCCAUCUUUAAAAACUGGUGGGAAGCAACCUUCACAUGCUCUUCCAAUGACAAGGACUAAAAAUGAUCGUUUCAAGAGCAAUAAAAUGUCAUCUAUUCCAAAACCACCUCUCAGUAAUACUGCAGUUAAGGAAAAACCAAAGCCUCUAAACGAUAAAGAUGAGGUCGAAUCUGCUCUCAGUGUCGUAGCUAAGAGAGAUAUAAGAGAAUUGAAGAGAGGAAGCCUCACAUCUCAACUCACAACUGCUACAACUCCUUGACUCCACAUGAGUACCAACAAGUUCAACAGAAAGGAUUAUAGACUAGAUUCUGAAGAGGCGAAAACUCCUGGAAAUCUUGGAAAAAUUAAAGGAGAUAUAAACUUUAGUUCCACAGCAAAUUUAAGGACUCUUUCAAUUCCUCUGCAUAAUUCAAGAAGAAAAGACAAGAAAUCGGAUAAAUUUCUAAAUGAGUCCCAGAAAUCUUCUAGUGGAGAUAAGGAUGAUAGCUUUAAGAGCCCUAGUCAGGGCAAGACCUCUCAUAAGAAGAAAAUAAAACCCAAGGUUAUCAACAUCAAGUCCAAGAUGAAAUCAGAAGUAGAUACCUCUGUCUACAUUGGGAACAGAGAAAUUUUGGAUGAAUUUGAGUCAAUACUAUCAUCUGAAAUUCAUGAUUUUAAAAUGAUAAACUAUGACAGGGUCAGCCCUAAUCUUAUCCAAAAAUUCUCGAGAUGCUUUGACAAGAUUAUCCAGCACUGAGAUAGCCUUGAAAUCGACAAAAGUCAGAGAUCCAAGGCCCAUUCAAAUAAUUCUAAAGGAGACAACGUGUUUUCUUACAUAAAAAGAGCAUACGAAAACUUCAUAAAAAGGAUAGUAGGAAUUAAUCAAUUUUCUGAAAUAGAAACUGUUCUGAAGAAAUGCCUGGAGAUCUCUUCCUCAUCUAAAUACUCUUUGAAACCCUCUCAUAAAGAUGAAAGCUAUGAGAAGAGAAAGAUCGUUAAGAGCUACUCCAUUUUAAUUGAUGACUUCAAGAAUCUAGCUGAGAAAAGAAACUCCCUGCAAAAAGAAGUAGAUGAAAUUAAUAGCAAAUGGAAGCAUGAGCUAGACCAACAAAGUAAAAAGCAUUCUGAAGAGCUUAGGAAGUUCAAAUCUGGGAUUAAGGCCUUAAAGCUUAAAUUAGAAAGUGCCAAAAAUAAGCCUGAGGUUAGUUAUUCUAAAUAUAACAAGCUCAAGCAGAACUUCAAACUUUUGCUUAAUGAGAACGAUCAGCUGAAUAAUGCUGCAAUCAGAUAUAAAGAGCAAGUUGAUGACCUGACCCAGAAGAAGAAUAGGCUUAACUUUUUAAUAUUCUUGUGCAUGAAAAAUGGAUACCCGAUCACUAAGCUAUAUCAGGAAGAAGUCAAACCAAUAGAUAGCCACAGAUUUGACUUGCUGACCCCAUCCAAAUAUAAGAAUUCUUUGAAGAAACUCAAUGAAGAAAUCAAAGAGGGUACUUUUAAGAAGGAAAACUCAAAAGAAACGAAGGCGAGGUUUGGUUUAAACGAAUCCUUCGAUCAGCUUCCCGAAAACUUCUUCGAGGAGCUAGACAACUCUAAGAUGUCUAACAAAUCAUUCGAUUAUAGUACUUCAAGAACUAAGGACCUUAACGCUAGCUAUCUUCCGAUACUAGAUAGUCCUGCUAAAAUUCCAAAGAAGCCAGUUCUUAUCCCUACAUUGGACUUCAAGAAGUUGGAGCAGUAUAAUAACGCUGUGAAGAUGGCCAAGAAGAAGAAAUAUGAAGAGAAAAUGAAGCAUGACCAAUAUGGAGCCGAAGUUGAAGAGAUUGAGUCCCUUCUAAACUCCUUGUAAUCCUUAAUCUGUCACUUU
Moneuplotes crassus is the source of this 2098-nucleotide messenger RNA. NCBI's taxonomy places the organism in Eukaryota, Ciliophora, Spirotrichea, Euplotida, Euplotidae. The record is from the annotation of a GenBank genome assembly.